Messenger RNA from Sapajus apella (tufted capuchin), 1716 nucleotides. RefSeq names its product transmembrane protein 233 (gene TMEM233). Gene Ontology annotation, cellular component: membrane. The transcript has 3 exons. The coding region runs from base 337 to 849 and encodes 170 amino acids. NCBI's taxonomy places the organism in Eukaryota, Metazoa, Chordata, Mammalia, Primates, Cebidae. The record is from RefSeq and is a predicted model, not a curated record.
GUGGGCCCCUCCGACGGUGUCUGGGUGUAUCCUUCAGGGAGUGGGGUGCCUUCGUCUGCCUGUCCCCUGUUUCUUGUGCUGACGCUCCCUCUGUCCUCCCCGCACCACCCCCCCCCCCAGCCCUUUUCUCCCUCCCUUCCUCCUUGUGGAGAGGCUCUUGGCCGGGGUCCCUGAGCCCGGGCGGGUGCUGGCGGAGGACGCAGAAGGGGUGAGGUCACAUCUCCCUUGAGCCCCGAGCCACUGGCUUUUCAGAGCCUCGCCACGAACCAGCGGCCAGAGCCCCAGACCACACAGACUGUGCGCUCCUCCGCCCUCCCUGCGCCACCGGCCUCGCCCAUGUCUCAGUACGCCCCCAGCCCGGACUUCAAGAGGGCUUUGGACAGCAGCCCCGAGGCCAACACUGAAGAUGACAAAACCGAGGAGGACAUCCCCUUGCCCAAGAACUACCUGUGGCUCACCAUCGUCUCGUGUUUCUGCCCUGCGUACCCCAUCAACAUCGUGGCUUUGGUCUUUUCCAUAAUGUCUCUGAACAGCUACAACGACGGAGACUACGAAGGAGCCAGGCGGCUUGGGCGGAAUGCUAAGUGGGUGGCCAUCGCCUCCAUCAUCAUUGGCCUUCUCAUCAUCGGCAUUUCUUGUGCAGUUCACUUCACAAGGAAUCAACACAACACGCUGCUGUGGCCAGAUGUGUUUUGUUUCCCCCACACGCCAAGCAAUUGUCCAGUGACUACCAACCGGGUAUCCUAUAAUUUAGCUCAAUUACCACACCAUCUACUGGAAGCUAGGGUCAGAUCCCACAGGUUAAUAAUGGUUUGGUCCCCCAAGACUGCCUCCCAUUUUAGAUGCUAAUUGAAAGCCCCAGGUUAUGACCUGUGCUUCUGACUGGCUGGCUGUAAUUUGGGGGUUUUCACAACUCCCUUCUCAGGUACUAUUAAUGUGCCGGAGUGGCUCACAGAACUCAAGGCAACACUUACUUAUGUUUAUCCAUUUAGUACUAUGAAUAUUACAAAGGAUGCUACCAAGGAUACAGAUGAACAGUCAGAUGGAAGAAAUGCUUAGGGCAAGGUAUGUAGGAAGGGGCGUGGAGUUUCCAUGUCCUGGCCAAGUGUGCCACCUUCUAAGUACCACCACACAUUCAGCAAUCCGGAAGCUCUCCCAACCCUGUCCUUUAGGGUUUUGCAAGGGGGCUUCAUUACAUAGGCAUGAUCGAUUACAUCAUUGACUAUUGGUGAUCAACUCAACCUUCAGGGCAUUUCUCCUCCCUAGAGUCCAGGGGGUAGGACUGGAAGUUCCAACCUUCUGACCAAAUGGUUGGUUCCCCUGGCAAUCCACCCCCAACCUGAGGCCAUCCAGGAGCCCACCAAGAGUUACCUCAUUAGAACAAAUAUAGUCCUAUCACCCAGGAAAUUCCAAGGGAUUUGGGAGCUCUGUGUCAGAAACUAGAGUCAAAGACAAAACAUCAAAACAAAAGAUUCUCCUAGCACCCAAUCUACAGGGGUGUCAGGAGCUCUGUCUCAGGAACCAGAGGCAGAAACCAAAUAUUUAUUUCUUAUUACAUCACAAUAUUACACCUAAGAUAUGUGGUAGAAGCUUCAGUUACUGCUGCUUCCCUGGAAAGUUUAUUUACCUCCCAAAUUUGCCCUUCCACCCUCCCUUUUGGUUUUGGUUUUGGUUUUUGAGAUGGGGGUCUUACUAUGUUGCCCAGGCUGGUCUUGA